This is a messenger RNA of Rattus norvegicus (Norway rat), 8462 nucleotides long. RefSeq names its product THAP domain containing 4 (gene Thap4). NCBI's taxonomy places the organism in Eukaryota, Metazoa, Chordata, Mammalia, Rodentia, Muridae. Gene Ontology annotation, biological process: cellular response to reactive nitrogen species. Gene Ontology annotation, cellular component: cytosol; nucleus; cytoplasm. The record is from RefSeq and is a predicted model, not a curated record. Gene Ontology annotation, molecular function: nitric oxide binding; identical protein binding; heme binding.
GCUCUUCUCCAGCCCAGCCUGCUCUGCUUUUAGUGUGGUAACUACUGUAGAUCCUUUUGCCUUUCCACGUAGUCUUUAGAAUUAUGUCAUUGUCUCCAGAACAUUUGAUGAGACUUUGACAUGCCCAGUAUAACGAUAUUGGUUCUUCAUAAACCUGUUCAUUUACUUAGAUUUUUGUUAUCAUUUACCUAGUUUGGUACUUUCCCUCAAAAACACAUAUUUUUAUGAAAGUUAAGAUGGCUGAGCAGGUGGGCUGGAGAGAUGACUCAGCGGUUAAGAGCACCUGACUGCUCUUCCAGGGGUCCUGAGUUCAAAUCCCAGCAACCACAUGGUAGCUCACAACUAUCUAUAAUGAGAUCUGAUGCCCUCUUCUGGUGUGUCUGAAAGACAGCUACAGUGUACUCAUAUAUAAUAAAUAAAUAAAAUCUUAAAAAAAGAAAAAAGAGGGGCUGGGGAUUUAGCUCAGUGGUAGAGCGCUUACCUAGGAAGCGCAAGGCCCUGGGUUCGGUCCCCAGCUCCGAAAAAAAGAACCAAAAAAAAAAAAAGAGAGAGAAAAAAGAAAACCAUUUAAAAAGAAAAAAUGGCUGAGCAGGUAAAGAGACUUGUUGCCAAGGGUGAUGAGCUGAGUUUAAUCCCCAUGAACCACAAGGUGGAAAGGAGAAAACAGACUUCCAAAUGUACACUUUGGCACACAGAGGCCCACAGACAUACACACAUGUGAACACUAAAUAAAUUAAAGUUAAAAUUCAUACAUAUAUGUUCCAUGUAUAUGUAUUUCAUUAGAUUUACACCUAAAUAGUGAUGCAAGUGUGAAUUUUAUUAUAGGUUUAAUUAUAAAAACUCCAGUUGCUUGUUGAUAGCACACAGGAAAGUGAGUUUUCUCUUAUCUGUUAACACUGUAUCCUAAAUUGUUGCUAUAGUUGCACGUUAGUUCCACAAGUGUUUUAUAGACUUCCCUGAGUUUCCUGCAGUUUCAGUUUAUAUCACUGAUGGACAAGGAGACUGUUUUUGCUUCCCAAUCUGUGUUUUUAUUUUUCCUCCCUACACUUUGGGGGUUUUGUUUGUUUGUUUGUUUGUUUUUACUCUGUGUGUUUUUAUGUCCUUUUCUUCUAUUGUACUCACUGGGACUUUCAGGGUGAUGUUAAAAAGCAGCAUCUUUAUAUUGGUCCUGAGGAGAGCUUCUGGCUUCUCCCUUCCCGUAUGUGUCAUUGUGAUAUAGUAAGUAUGGUGACACAGAGCUCCUGGAACCUUUGUAGUGUGUGUUAGGGAUGAGAACAGCAUCUUCAGUUAAUGAGUCUGUUGAGCCAUAGCUGAGUCUGUGCUGAUGUGGCCUCUCCCAUGACAAAGAAGGUUGGUCAGCACAGGAGCCAACCAUGCGAUUGGAAGGGUAGGACUGAAACCUGCACUGAGGCCUCUGGCUGGAGACUUGUGCUGAUCAACGACAGCCAGUGAUGGGUCAUCCAUGCCUAUGCAGUGAGGCCCUGGAAGUUCAUAGAACUGAGCAGGUGAAUAUGCACACGUACUGAGAUGCUGGCGUGCUGGGGGAGGAAGAGCUUGCUACCCACCCCUGACCUUGUGACAGUUAAGUUUGUUGUGACGUUUUGUGGCUCAGAAGGUUACUGCUCUGUGUGAACUUGAGAACAACAUAUGGUUUGUUGUUGGAUAGUGCAGUCUUAGGAUGUUGAUUAUGGCCCUGCGUCAAUGAUUAAUUCUUUAAGUCAUUGGAUCUGCCCUUUUCUGGCAGGGGUCACAGCUGUCUUUUUCUCUAGGGGUUUAUCUGCUUCUCCAACAAUCCUGUCAUGUUCGUCCCAUACAUUUCAGUGUUCUAAUACUAAGGACACUCUCCUUAAAGACUGGUUCCUUCACUUUGGAGUUGGAACUGUAUUAUAUAAUACCCCAGUAGGGUGGGUUGGUUGGUUGGUUGGUUUGUUUGUUUGUUUUCAAGACAGGGUUUUCUCUGUAGCCCUAGUUGUCCUGGAUCUCAAAAACCAAGCGGCCUCCAACUCAGAGAUGGCCUCCUCUGUCCCCUAAAUGAUUAAUCCUCGCACCACCACCUCCUCCUUUUAGCUUUGUUUCAAGUGUUAGUAUGAAAUGUCUUAUUUUCUCUGUUUCUGAUGCAUUUCAGACCAACUUGAACUUCAUAUUCUGCCUGACCCUCUGGAAUAUGAACUAUAUAUACAUAGCAAGACCUUGUCUCAAAAAAGAGAAAACAGAUUAAGACAAUUAUAGCCCUGUAUCUGAUUCUAAUCAUUGCAGAAAGAGAAAAGAGACUUAUCUUGCUUCCACCUACUUCUGAUGUUUUCUUUUUAUUUGGGUUUGAGUUUCUGAACUAAAGCUCUAUUUGGAAUAAAAUUCCUCAAUUUUUGACUGAAAGUGCUUUCUUCAUUGCCUCUGAAGAGUGAUCUCACUGACUUUAGAAUUACAAACACUUUCUUCAUUGUUAUUAUUAUAGCCGGGCAGUGGUGGUACACGCCUUUAGUCCCUGCACUCAUGAGGCGGAGACAGGCACAGCUCUGUGAGAUCGAGGCCAGCCUGGUCUAUGGAAGGAGUUCCAGGACAGCUGAGGAAACCCUAUCUCAGAAGUUCCCCUCAAAAAAUUUAUUUGCUUUUAUAUCCCCACCCUACCUCCGGGGUGAGAGAGAGAGAGAGAGAGAGAGAGAGAGAGAGAGAGAGAGAGAGAGAGAGAGAGAGAAACAUGUCAUACACAUGUGAAAGUAAGUCAGAGGACAACUUGAAGAAGUCAUUCGGUCCUGGGGACCAAAAUCAGCCUUGGUAGCAAGCACUUUUACCUAUGAACCGUCUCUGAAGUCCUUGUUUUGUUUUUAAUAUUUAAUAUAUGGUGCUGCUAGGUGUUGUGCUGGAAAUAAUGAGCCCAAGGAAAGGGCAUAAAAGUUUUUGCCAGACCAGAAUUGAUUACAGAUUUUAAUAAAGAAUGCAUACUAAGGAUAGAAACACAGUUGGUGAAUUCUCAGAGAGAGAAUAAUUCCCUAAGGAGUAAAUGGUGAGUUCUAGAGCAGUUAAGAUGCGUGACCUGGCUCUGUCUCCUGGGCUGUAUGUGGGUCAUGUUUGAAUAGGAAUGAGGAGGACAGCUCCCUAUCUUGUUGAGUAGGAAAUUUUAUAACACCACUUGUCUUCCCUGAGACAAAUUAGGUGCUAAUUAUUUGUAUAAGACAUUACAAGUCUUUUCUUUUAAAACAUGUAUUAUUACUUCUUUUUUAAUUUAUCUAUAUGCACAUACAUGCACCACAGCACACAUGUGGCAGUCAAUCUAAGGACAACUUGAAGGAAUCCAUUCUCUCUUUUUACCAUGUGGGUCCCAGGGAUUGAACCUGGGUCAUCCAGUUUGAUGGCAAGCAGCUUUCCUCACUGAGCCAUCUUGUAGACCCCACAGAAUUUAUUCUGUUUAUCAGAAGUGUGUCUCUGAACAUGUAAGUUUUUAUGUCUCUCUCCCACACUUGUCCCUUCUUGUUGACUUUCCUUUAUAAAAUCCCAAAGAAUUUAAGCUUUUCUUUUGAAGCAGUAAAUGCCUAGACAUAGGCCACAUCUGACCACUUGUUUUUUUACAAAUGAGAUCUGAUCUUGCUAGAAUAUGGUAGUAAAAUAAACUGUUACUGUCUAAAUUUUUAGAAUGUCUAACCUAAAUUGCCUGGAGGCAUUGUUUUUAUAGUGUAAAAUUAACCUUUUCAGUCUCACAAGCUUAACUAAUUCUUUGAAUAUGGUUGUUUUGUAUGUAUGAGUGAUUUGCCUGCAUGUAUGUAUUAUGUAUGUAUGUAUGUAUGUAUGUAUGUAUGUUCACCACCCUCAAAGGUCAGAAGAGGGGUUGGAUAUCCUGGAACUGGGGCUAAUGGUUGUGAAACACUGUGUGGGUUCCGGAAGCCAAAUCUGGGUCCUACCCAGAGCAGCAAAUACUCUUUGCUGUUGAGUGAACUCUCCAGCCUUGGGGUCCUGUCUGCUCUUACAGGUCAAAGGCGUUGGGACUGAGCUGUGUAUUCUGUAUUCACAGGACAGCUUGAGUUCAGUCCUGUCGGUGGGAACUUUGUCUCAUAGCCACAUCGAAUAUGUGUGUAUAAGGGAGGAUAGCAAUGCCAGAUGACAGGUUCAGCAAAGGCUGGGCCAAAAAAAGCAAAUACCUGCAAACAAUGUGAAUGCUAAGAGUAACUCAGAACAGGGCUGGAGGUGUGGCUCAGGAAAGAGUUUGCCUAGAGUUAGUUCAUAAAGCACUGAAUAAAUGAGUAGUCAGGUCCUGGUGGCACAUGAUAUGUAACUUAGGAGGUGGAGGCAGGAGGAUUAGAAGUUCAAGGUUAGCCUGGGCUACAAGAGACCCUGUUUUCAAAGGGGGGGUGAUGGUAGUGACAGGAGGAGCAGGGAAGAGAGACUCAAAGAACACCUAACAGGACUGCAUUUAGUCAGAGCACACCCUUAGCAGAGACAAGGUAGGAAGUUUACAUCUCAGGGACACAGCAAGGUCAGAGUGAAGCUCGUCAUAUAGAUGUAAAGAAAUGAGCUGCUAGUGUUAGUAGAAAAUACUUCCAGAGUUGAUCCAGGUCCCUGAAUAUGAAGUUCCAUCACAGAGAGAAUGUAGGGGGAGGGGGAGGAAAAAAAGGGAAGAGAGGUAAUCGGGAAACAGGCCAGCAGAGACAGGAGAUUUUACACACACGCACCCCCCCCCGACUUUUCGUGGUGAGAACCGAGUAGGCUCCUGGAUCCCUGGAGCAGAGUCGUUAGGGCAAAGGUGGCUGGUGCUUGAGAAGCAGAGAUUGAGCAGGGCUGAUGUGAAAGGGUGUGGUGAGCCUGGCAUGGUGGCCCACACCUUUAGUCUAAGCCCUGUGGAGGCAGAGGCAGGCCUGGUGUACGAAAUGAUUCCGAGACAGGCUUGUUACAGAGAAACCUGUCUCAGUAAUUACCACCAUCUUCUGAGACAGCUAUGACAUCCCUCUCAGAGCUGAGGGUUGGGUAUAAAGAAUCUAAGUCCUAAAUUAUGGCAAAAGAGAUCUAAUUGAAGAACAUAGUUACAGUGCCACAAAGUGACCAGCAUCCUUUGUCCAGCAGUGGCCAAAUUUUGUUACUGAGGAAGAUAAAGUCAGUUUAGUUUUGUUUUCUUUUUUGAGAGUCAAACUUAGCUAGUUUUUGCAGUUACAUUCUGGGAGUGGAUGGGGGGAGAUAGAGGACACAAGACCUAACAUAGCUCCUACUGGGGAGACAGCACUUACCCUGAACGCACAGUCUAAUGUAUUGGGCCUCCCUCCUUCCAUGUGUGGGGUGAGACCCAGCCUUACCACAGACUCCUAAACACUCCCACGAGAAGAGAUGGCAUGCCAGUCCUUGGAGAUAAAACUCCAAAGCUAAACCCACCUACUUGGUCAAGCAAGAAUGAUCUUGAAGGGCUGGAAGCUUACAAACUGAAACUGGCCACCAAUCAGCUGCAAGGGAAAGGGAACUCAGGUCUAGGAGAGAGUGAAAACCUGGCUCCCUGGAGAUCUCAGAUGAGGAAGGAAAGCCUUUAUUGCCUGGGUUUACCCCCAUCACUAGAUAGGAGAAAAAGAGAGAGGGGGAGGGGGGAAUCCUUGAUCUCUUUCUUGUUUCUUCUUUGAGCAUGACUACUAACAAACCAUAUCUAACCACCUACCCCCGGCUUAUUGGGGCUCUAGCACUUAUAUACCCUCUGAAAAGUUCCCAGAAUUCCAAACACACAAUCACAGAAACUGUCUUCAGCUGGCAAAACCACACCUCCGCUAGAGCAGGAGGCAAAUCAUAGUCAGCGGCUUUGAAGCAGCCCCACAUCUGGGAUUCAAACAAAAACACAUUCUUAGGAUAUUUCUAUAUCUUAAAAAGAAACCAAAAUUCCAGAGUUAUCACUACACACCCCCUCUCUUGUGGUAUGGGGCAAAAGGAACUCUUUUUAAUUCAUGUCUUUGAAUGGCAGCAUGGGUGACUCUUGAUUUUUGACCUUGUCAUCUGGGCUGGUGCAGGAAUAUGACCAAAGUAGUGUCCUCCUGGAGUAUCUGCUUAACUCUGAGAGGUAGGUGCACUGUCUCAGAUGGCAGAGACUAAGGAGAUGGCGUGAGUUCACAUCCUACCGGGCUAAGAGCUGGACUGUUCUUAAUUUCUGCAGUGGUUGGAGGUUCUCUGUAUGUGCCUGCCUUUGUCUUGGUUUCCUCAAAACCUCUAGCACAGCAAUGCCCCUGGCACUCUUCCAGCUGUGGGGCCUUGUGGCUUGAUAGCAGGUGUAGAGAGGGAAGCCACCUGUACGUAGAGGUUGAUGUCAGCCUCAGAGUGACCUGUGUUUCUCAGCCAGGACCUUCACAAAUGUGUCUUAUGUUUUUAGUAAACCCCCUUCAGUGAAAUGGAGGGACUGGAAGCAUAAAAUAAGUGUCCUUCCCCAGCCAAGUCCCCAGAAAGUCCGUCUGCAUAGCCCCCAGAGCCACCUUGUAGCGGUGCUCCUGGUGGGUCACAAGCUUCCUGGUCGCACACUUCUGGCCAACCACCCAGGAGCUCUACAGAUCCGAGAAUGAAAGACACACACUCAUGCCAGUUAAUUUUUAAAAUGCCGUGGCCUGGGGUUGGGGAUUUAGCUCAGUGGUAGAGCGCUUGCCUAGGAAGUGCAAGGCCCUGGGUUCGGUCCCCAGCUCCGAAAAGAAAAAAGAAAAAGGAAAAAAAAAAUGCCUUGGUCACCUCAAAGACUGGGCAGCUCUAAUCAAGAAAAUACCCUGCAGACUUACUUACAGGCAUUGGGACAGUGGCCUUUUCUCUUUUUACAAGACUGAGGUUUUUCUUCCCAGAUAAGUUUAGCUUGUGUCAAGUUGACCAAAACAAAAAAGCAACCAUUUAUUAGAGUCUAUCAUUCUAAUAGUCUCGGUGGACUAACUAGAUAAACAUCAUCUUUGCAGAGAAUAACAUUAGAGGCUGUUUUAUAUGUUGUGUUGAAAUCUGUAGGAGUUCUCUUUUCCAUUCAUCAUCUCUGGUUUUCCUCUGUCCCUGUGUGCUCCUCUCUGUUGUGAAUGGUCAGUUGGACCUUGCUGUCAUGUUGAUGCUCGUAGGACCCAGACCCCGCACCUCGUGCUACCCUGCACCUCCUCAGUGUCCUGAAGAGCCAGCUUCUGCUGGGUGCUUUGGUGGUAGCUUUUUGACUGUGUAGUGCUGUAUGAUUAGCCUCGUUUUUUCUGCUUGACACAGCAGGAAACUCUGUUAUUGUCAACAGAGCAAUGGUAUGAGGGUAAGAAUCAUGAACAGUUUUCUCCCCAGGACCCAGAAAGCAUAUCUACCCAUGUCCUCUCACCAGGCCCCACGACCCAUUUGCCCUCUGAAAACUCCCAUGUUUAGAGCUAAGCUAAGCUAAGCAGAAAGGCAUCCGUGAAGACAACAGAGUGUAUUAGGAGCCUAAGCUCCUGGCAAAUGUUCCUGAAGAAACAGCUUCUGUUCUGUGCCUGCCCUGCUGUGCAUUUGAUUUAGUGAGUUGAUUCCCUCGGCUCCACUCUGUGGAAACAACAGAGGGUAGAAUUCCUGUUCCUUAUCUGGAUGGGACAGCUAACUCCCUGGCCUAGUGCUGACAUGUAAGAUGCCGCUCAGUCUCCAGAGCUCCUUUAGCUCUGAAGCUCUGUGAUCUCCACAUUCUUCUAAGACGGAGCCUUUUAAUAAUGGACUACAAUUCCCAGAAUGCUCUCUUUGGAUUGGCAUUCAUUUCCUGCAAUGCCUUAACAGCCAGGUGCACACAUUUCCCCGGCAAUUGGCAGAAAAUAACCUUGAGGAACCUUGACGGAGUGUAUCGGAGUUCAGAAAACUUAGGGAUGGAGCCUCCCAAGCUGAAUCCAGUGGUGGAGCCGUUGUCCUGGAUGCUGGGUACCUGGCUGUCAGAGCCGCCGGGAGUUGGUACCUUCCCAACACUGCAACCCUUCCAGUACCUGGAGGAGGUGCACAUCUCCCAUGUGGGUCAGCCUAUGCUCAACUUCUCGUUCAACUCCUUCCAUCCAGAAACACACAAGCCAAUGCACAGAGAAUGUGGCUUCAUCCGCCUCAAGCCUGACACCAACAAGGUGGCCUUCGUCAGUGCCCAGAACACAGGUGUUGUGGAAGUGGAGGAGGGUGAAGUGAAUGGGCAGGAGCUGUGUGUUUCAUCCCAUUCCAUCUCCAGGAUCUCCUUUGCCAAGGAGCCCCAUGUGCAGCAGAUCACGCGGAAAUUCAGGCUGAAUUCUGAAGGCAAACUUGAACAGACGGUCUCUAUGGCAACCACUACACAGCCAAUGACUCAGCAUCUUCACAUUACCUACAAGAAGGUGACCCCUUAACCCGGAGCCCCUCCUAGAGCCUGGUGAGGAGCCUGGCUCCUGCAUCUAGCCCCCCAGUUUAGUAGACAUGGUGUGGUCUCAGGCUCUGCUGACACUGAAGUGUUGUCCAGAUGUUCUUGUAAUGGCAUAGAAAACCAAAUAAAAGGCCUUUAUUUUUAUGGCUGAAGAUUUUGAAUAUUA